UGCCUUCUUUCUCCGUCUCUCCUUAAAAAUCCAUUUUUCACUCUCUAUCUCACUCUCUGUAUUACGUAAUCUUCAUUUUAAUCUCCAAAUUAGUAAAGUAAAAAUAAAUAGCUUCAACUUGUAAGUUGAUUCAGAUAUUCUCUGUGCAACGUUCUACUCAAUAACCUAAGAUUUUGAUUUGGAGAAAUUAAUCAGCAUGCCUUGGACGUCUUCUUUCGUCAACUACAAUAGAAAGUGCGUUUGCUUGGUGGUGUUUUUCCGUGUGAUUCUGUAAAUUAUCUGGGGUUCCAGUUUUUUUUUUGUUUUUUUUGUCAUUUAAUCCUUUUACUAUACUGGUUGUGGAGCUGAGGAUGUACAUUGCGAUUAACCUAAAGAGAUAUAAAAAGGCGAAGGAAGUUGGCAAGAUUACAAUGAAUGUCAGGAUUAUUGCCUAUUACCAGUUGAUGCAAGUCUGUCAGGCUGAAUACUUCCGCCAGCUUCUUAAACCUGUGACGUAGUUGAAAUCUUUCAGAGCUCCUAAAUUGAAGAAAUUACUGUUGUCUUCAUUUCGUAAUUCUUUGAGAAGGCAGUAAAAAAACUGAACUUUGUUUUUGGUAGCUGUUAAUUUGGGAUUUGGGGCGUAGACAUCUUUCUUGCAUCAUGGCAGUAACUGCGUGACCGUCCUGUUUAGCCUCCUUCUGUAGUAGCUUAGAAGUUCUCAUCCGAUUAGAAACAACUAAAUUCUGUUGCAAGCUCCAACUUUUACCCGUUAAACUAAACUCUUUAAUAGUCAGUAGCACUAGCCCCUGACUCAUGCAGAGUGAUCAACGGUUCUACAAUACAUAUGCGGUGCCCCCACAUCCAUAUCAAGGGGUUGGUGGUGUAUAUCUCAAUGCCACCUCAAACACACCGAUUCCACUUCCUGGUGGCAUGCAGAUAAGACCCUUUAAUGGGGUCGAACUCCAACCUUUCGAGGUCUGUCCUAAGAACUUCAUAAUUUUUGAUCAGACAGAAAGAAGAAGCCGUAUAAUAGUCAACCCUGUGGUGGCAGAGAAGUUCAAAUACUCUGGUUUUGAUGUCCAAGGAAACGAUGAGAUGAAAGAUGUGGGUGCAGGAUACAGUGAAUCUAGCAUCCCUAUGAAAGAAGAUACGGCAGACAUCAAUGCUUUAUUAAGCUUAGAUUAUGAAGUAGGGGAAGAAGAAGAUGAGGAAGAAAUCAGUACUGCAAGAACUCUUGGCAGUAGCAGAGGUAGCUCGCCAGACUCAUGCUCAACCUAUGGUUCACGACCAAGUAAGGUAAGGUUGACUUCCUCCACUCAGAAAUCAUUCACGUGCAGUAGCAGCAUUGAGAAAAAGCGUCACAAGAUGAAAGAAGUGAUAAAGACAUUGAGGGGAAUUGUGCCCGGUGCUGAUGAGAUGGAUAAUGCUGCUGUUCUUGAUGAGGCUGUCAAGUAUCUCAAAUCUCUCAAGGUUGAAGUGAAGAAGCAUGGAAUUGUUAAAUUCCAUGACUGAAGAGAGUCACUGUCAUGCUCGGCUGAACUCUGUUUACAAUAUCUUUUAUCUUAUCAUAAUUACAAUUGAAUCUUUGUUUUUUCAGGAGGGGCAAAGGGGGGGGUUGGAGUUUGAUUAUUGUUUUUUUUUCCCCCUGAAGCAUUGUUGUUGAAGCUGUUAUUGUAGUUUUACUUUAUUUGAAGCAUUGUUGGUGAUGCUGUUAUUGUAGUUUUACUUUAUUCAUUCUCUCGAAAAUCUUAUGGCCGGACUUUGGCUUCUGCCAAUAAUGCUAUAACAACUUUUAAUGCUUUAUGAAACGGAUGGGAUUUUAAUAAAUGUUGCUAGAGAAUUGUACUUGGU
Messenger RNA from Papaver somniferum (opium poppy), 1830 nucleotides. Its product is annotated as transcription factor bHLH144-like. Gene Ontology annotation, molecular function: protein dimerization activity. Lineage: Eukaryota; Viridiplantae; Streptophyta; Magnoliopsida; Ranunculales; Papaveraceae. Bases 793 to 1491 code for a protein of 232 amino acids. The transcript is spliced from 4 exons. The record is from RefSeq and is a predicted model, not a curated record.